GACUCUUCCAGCCUUGUUACAGCGGUCACGGAGUAACUCAGAGCACCACCCACUAUAAGUGGGUUUGAAGGAUCAAGGCCAGAUGGGGUGUAGCAGAAUGUAACAAUGUUUUCCAGUGACACGGCGCUGUCAGACUGAGUAUGUUGACAGUCAUUCUGGAAUAGACAAUGUGCUAACCUCCACGGGAUCGGUCAGGGGUUUGGUUCAGGUCAUCCGCAAACAAGAUUCCAAGGUAAUUUAAACUUUAAACAGAAGUGUUCCCUGCUUCUGUCUGGUCUAUAGCCCAUUCACUGUGUGGGGUAUUGAUGGGCAGAGUAAAAUACCAAUGGACAAGACUAGACAUCAAAUUCUGAGAGAGUAAGAACUGCUGAUGCUGGAGUCAGAUAUAACACAGUGUGGAGCUGGAGGAGCACAGCAGGCCAGGCAGCGUCAGAGGAGCAGGAAAGUUGACGUUUCAAGUCGGGACCCUUCUUCACCUGAAAUAGCUUCCCACUGCAGUUUCUGGAAGGUGCAGCUUCCUUAUUUAUACCAUUGCUGAUAAUGGAGCCUGCUGAUAGGAGCUAAUCAACUAGAUUGGGACUAUGGUGGAGCCAUUGAUGAUGAUGUGUUGGUCCAUGUUGGGCAUUCUGCUUCCAACUGUAGUUUUUGCAGCACCUCCUCCCAUCAAUAAACUGGCACUGUUUCCUGAUAAAAGUGCCUGGUGUGAAGCAAAGAACAUCACUCAGAUAGUUGGCCACACUGGAUGUGAGUCAAAGUCCAUCCAAAACAGAGCAUGCCUUGGCCAAUGUUUCAGCUACAGUGUACCCAACACUUUUCCGCAGUCAACUGAAUCCCUCGUUCACUGUGACUCCUGCAUGCCGGCACAGUCUAUGUGGGAAAUUGUCAUGUUGGAAUGUCCUGGCAAUGAGGAAAUGCCCAGAGUGGACAAACUAGUGGAAAAGAUUGUACACUGCAGCUGCCAGGCAUGUGGAAAGGAACACCACCAAGAUUCCCAAAUUUUUAAUGCAAUUCUAAAUGAGGAAGAAGCCUCUCCCAUGGAUACUGUUGGAUCCCCUCAGAUUGUUCACCAUGACGAGCAAGUUGCUCUCAGAAGUGGCACUGAGGAACAGUAGAGCAAUAGACUUUGGCACGAGAAGAAAAAAAAUGAAGUUUGUGGUAUAAAAUUUUUGUUUGUUUUAUUUGUUGAGCUUUAGAGAGAAAAAUCAAAAUAUAACAUUUUCUAAAAAAAAAAUCCAUGCAGACUUAUUUAAGGGGAAAGUCUUUAAAAUAUGCCAUUUGUUAUAGAAAUUAAGCAGGAAUCUCAAUCAAAUACUAAUAUAUAGCUCACCAAGAUCCAGCAAAGUAUAAUUAGAAUUGGUGAUCUGUGUUGGAUUCACAAUGUCUGUAAUUAACAAGUCUGUUUUUUGUACCGCAGAAAUCCCUGUGUGUAGCCAUUUCAAACUUAUAACUGUUUGUAUAUAAAAUUACAGUUUAUAAAUCUCAAACUUUUUUUCAAAA
This is a messenger RNA of Rhincodon typus (whale shark), 1497 nucleotides long. RefSeq names its product NBL1, DAN family BMP antagonist (gene nbl1). NCBI's taxonomy places the organism in Eukaryota, Metazoa, Chordata, Chondrichthyes, Orectolobiformes, Rhincodontidae. The coding region runs from base 582 to 1112 and encodes 176 amino acids. The transcript has 6 exons. The record is from RefSeq and is a predicted model, not a curated record. Gene Ontology annotation, biological process: animal organ morphogenesis. Gene Ontology annotation, molecular function: BMP binding; receptor ligand activity.